This is a messenger RNA of Parus major (Great Tit), 924 nucleotides long. RefSeq names its product C-factor-like. The transcript is spliced from 6 exons. The record is from RefSeq and is a predicted model, not a curated record. Bases 33 to 812 code for a protein of 259 amino acids. Lineage: Eukaryota; Metazoa; Chordata; Aves; Passeriformes; Paridae.
AGUGAGAGCUGGAGCAGAGGAGGACAAGCAGCAUGGCAGAGCUCUGUGUCCGCUCCGUUCUGGUGACUGGGGCCAACCGGGGCCUCGGCCUGGGGUUUGUCCAGCAUUUCCUGAGGAUGCCAAAACCACCACAGUGGAUUUUUGCCACCUGUCGGGACCCCAAGGGACAGAGAGCGCAGGAGUUACAGAAUUUGGCCUCCAAGCACCCCAACAUCAUCGUCAUCCCGCUCGAAGUUGCUGACCCUGCCAGCAUCAAGGCGGCUGCAGCCAAGGUUGGGGAGCACCUGGGGGAUUCUGGGCUGAACCUCCUCAUCAACAAUGCUGGAAUGGUCAAGCCAAACUUCCUUGCUAAUGAGACGCUGGAGAGUAUGACCCAGGUUUACACCACUAACACAAUUGGGCCACUGCUGAUGGGCCAGGCAUUCCUGCCCUUGCUGGAGAAAGCUGCCCAGGAGAGCCCAGGCUCAGGGCUGAGCUGCAGCAAGGCUGCCAUCAUCAACAUGUCCAGCUAUGCAGGCUCCAUUGAGGAUAUGUAUGUAUGGGAUUUUGGACAAGUUGUCUCGUACCGCUGCAGCAAGGCUGCUCUGAACAUGCUGAGCAAGUGCCAGUCCCUGGCGUACAAGGAGCACGGCAUCCUCUGUGUCGCUCUCCACCCCGGCUGGGUGCAAACAGACAUGGGGAAUGCAGGAUCAUUUAAGCCUCCCCUGACAGUGGAUGACAGCGUGCAAGGGAUGCUGAAGGUGCUGUCCUCCAUCUCUGAGAAGGAAACUGGGACCUUCCUGGACUGGGAAGGGAAGGUCAUACCCUGGUGAAAUGCUGAUUCAGGAUUCUGACUAUGAGGACCACUGCUGCUGCACCAUGCUGUGCCUGUCCCUUAGUAAAUGAUUGUCCACAAACAAUAAAUAGCACUGUGUGAGCCUCCUU